GCCAGAAACUGCUCCACACACACUCUCUGUAAAAAUCUCUUAUUGACCGUUCAUUCUUUGUUUUCCCUUUGCGCAGAACCAUAGACGCACUUCAUAAACUCCAUAAUUGCUCGCUCUUUCUCAGCCAUCAACUCCAUUCGCAAAUUUCCCUUUUUUCUAUUUUUAUAAAACCAAAUUUAAUUACUAUGGGCAAACGCAAACGAAUUUCUUAUCACACCCACUCUCGCAGGGAUCAUCAUCUCCCUUCUCCUUCUCCGGAAGCAAUUCAAUGCACUUCCAACAUGGAGCUGUUGUCAGAUGAGAUACAGAAUGUACACUUCUGCUUAUCUUUGGAAGUAGUAUGAAACCUUCACAUUCAGGCGAUCCCGGUGCCCACCCUCUGCCAGCUGCAUUGGAUAUAACAGAUGGAUCUAUGAAGCUACUAAAUACGCAUACAACUAUGGCAAAUCAUCAUCAGAAUCUUGGUCGUUCAAUAUUUUUGAAACGUUCACGCCAUUACUAUGGCCACCAGUAUUCUCGACGUAACUCUGCCAAUCAUGCUAGUGCAUCUUCUUCUCGUGGCAAGGGUAUUUCUUCAUAUGAUGAUAGACUUUCUUUUAAGUUGGCUUCUCAACCAAACUCACAAUCCAGACAACACGCAGAAUAUAGAGAGAAGGUGUUUUCCAGGCCAGAGAGAAUCCGGUCAAGUUCCUUAGGGAUGGAUGCAGUGUCACAAGAUGUAGCGAAGAUGGUCUGUGGGAUUUGUGAGAAGCCACUGAGUCGAAAAUUUAAUUUUCUGGGGAGUUCGGUGUCUUGUUGUGAGCUUUCAGUUGUGGCAGUAUUAGUAUGUGGUCAUGUUUAUCAUGCAGAUUGUCUGGAGCAGAGAACUAGCCUUGAAGAACUACGUGACCCACCAUGCUCCGUGUGUGCAGGUUUACUCUUGCAGGCUCAAGACUCUAAAGAACAGGAAUAGUUUCCAUGUAGAUGGAUUUUACAACUUGAAGUUGAUCAUCAUCUGCUAGUAAAGGGACAUAUAAGUGUGGAGAUAACAAAACUAAAGAUAGGUCAUUUUGCUGCUAAUGGACUAUGGUAGCUAGGAUAAAGAUCUUGUAGACUCUGAAGAUCUAUGCAUUAUCUGUGGGAUUUGUGGAUUCGGUAGAGAGCUGUGUAAUUUCUUCUGAUACUAAUUCUGGUUCACCAGGCGCAUAGGGGAUUACCAUAUAUGACAGCCUAAUGCUUUGGUUACCUGAGCCAUGGAGUAGAAGUUUUAGUAGUUGUAAAUGUUUGAGAAUUUCAAUGACAUUCUAGUUGAAAUAAUUGUUCGAUCUUCAUCUUUCGUUGCUAGUA
Abrus precatorius (Indian licorice) is the source of this 1326-nucleotide messenger RNA. RefSeq lists its product as uncharacterized. The coding region runs from base 341 to 952 and encodes 203 amino acids. NCBI's taxonomy places the organism in Eukaryota, Viridiplantae, Streptophyta, Magnoliopsida, Fabales, Fabaceae. The transcript has 5 exons. The record is from RefSeq and is a predicted model, not a curated record.